This is a messenger RNA of Thelazia callipaeda (thelaziosis nematode), 1575 nucleotides long. NCBI's taxonomy places the organism in Eukaryota, Metazoa, Nematoda, Chromadorea, Rhabditida, Thelaziidae. The record is from the annotation of a GenBank genome assembly.
AUGGGUCAGGUAGCGUCUCUUCGUCGAAGAGCCGAUGUUCAAGACGUCGCUAGUGUUACGGACGAAGAUGAUGAAGAUCGUGAGAUGCACUGUUUUUCCAGUCAUCCAGGGGCGUUUUUUGGCUCUUAUUUUUUAUUAGGAGGCGAACGUUAUGAUUUGGCUAAACCAGAAGCAUUCUUAUUUGGUGAUAAUGCAGACUUAGACAUACUUGGCAAUAGAUCAGUGCAGUUUCCUUAUUCAAGCCAGCCAGUGAAUGAUCCGGUGAGGACACUGAAUGCGUUGAUUAAUCUUCGUCGAGAUUCUUUGAAAUUAACAAAGAGCCGAAACAGUGUUUCUGAAAGUGGUCGCAGUUCCUUUUAUCUGGAGUUCUAUUUUGAUUGUGACAGUGCAUGUUUUGUACAAAUUCAUUUCUUUGCUAAAGAAUUUGUUAGCGGUGGACGUAUACAAUUCAUGCAUAAAUAUCCUGAAAUGAAGUCAUCAGAGCAAUAUUACUUCGAUGUUGGUGCCGAACAAUAUUUCAACAAGUUCGAGAUGGAUACUGCUGUAUAUGAUCUUAGUUCUAUGCAUUAUGAGAGCGGCUCAUAUUUUCCGAUUGUUAUUGAGAUUCGUGCAGUCGAUUGCGGCAUUGAACAAAUGCAGUCAACAAUGGCUAGCAUUGAACAUGCUUCUGAUCAGUGUGCAACUUUCGUAGUGAAAGCUCUGAAACAAAAACUGGUAGCCGAUGGUGUAGUUUAUUUGUUGCAAGAAAUUUAUGGAAUAGAAAAUAAGGAACACGAUCUUGGUGACGAGAAUGGAUCUGAAUGCAUCAUUUGUAUGUCCGAUAUUCGUGAUACUGUUAUUUUACCAUGUAGACAUCUAUGUAUUUGUAAUGGUUGUGCCGAAACUUUGCGUUACAAGUUAAACAAUUGUCCCAUCUGUCGUUCUCCUUUCCGUGCUCUGCUGCAGCUUAAAACAAUGCGCGUUGUCAGCACGGUCUCAAUAGCUGACCAACCGCCAUCUGUACAACAAACGCGUUCUCAAACCAGAUAUGAGACGAUGACAUUGGUUGAGGCGUUAAAUGGGCCAGUUAGUCACAUACAGUCAUGUGUAGUCCCAGCUACUUCACUUAGUUAUGCUGCUGACACGUCUCAUGAUAUUUCAACAUCUUUAAGUUCAAAACUUGUUAGGCGUUCUUCUCGAUCUUCAGUUGCCAUCCAACAGGUAUUAACGCUGAACAGCCAAGACCGUAAUAGCAAGGAAAAUAACACUGUGUGCAUAGAAAUGAAGCCUGUCGACCAAUUCAAUAAUGUGAGCAUAUUUUUCAAAUUUUGCUCCUCUGUACUAAUUCUCAAAUUUCAGGACGAAACAUUGGGCGGCUGUUCGACGAGUCACUGUUCGGACUUUUCAAAUGACAUCACUUAUUCCCCAGUCUCUUCACACAGUCGAUGUCUUAGAAAGGAAAAGAUUGCUUCACCACGUCUCAAAGAUCGUAAAGAAUAUGCUGAGAAUGUAAUAUCUCGAAAUGAUAUGCCAACAGAACUUGUCGAGAAGUCUGAUGAUGAAAUCGCCACGAUACAACAACCUUGCCCUGAUUGA